Molecule: messenger RNA, 1591 nt
Organism: Nannospalax galili (Upper Galilee mountains blind mole rat)
Lineage: Eukaryota; Metazoa; Chordata; Mammalia; Rodentia; Spalacidae
Gene: Fah
Product: fumarylacetoacetate hydrolase
Exons: 14
Coding region: 121-1464 (447 amino acids)
Biological process (GO): homogentisate catabolic process; L-phenylalanine catabolic process; L-tyrosine catabolic process
Molecular function (GO): fumarylacetoacetase activity
Source: RefSeq, a predicted model, not a curated record
CGGGUGCGGGGCGGUCCCUGGGGCCGCAGGGGUUGAGGUGCUACAGAUCCCAGCCGCUGAUCGCAGUCUUGCCGGCGGCCCCCUGCCGGCUGCCCGCUUUUCCGCUGGGUGCUCGCCAGCAUGUCCUUCAUUCCGGUGGCCGCAGACUCCGACUUCCCCAUCCAAAACCUGCCCUACGGGGUCUUCUCCACCCGAAGUCAUCCCAGGCCUCGGAUCGGUGUGGCCAUAGGUGACCAGAUCUUGGAUCUCAGUGUCAUUAAGCAUCUCUUCACUGGGCCUGCUCUCUCCAAACACCAGGAUGUCUUCAAUGAGCCAACUCUCAACAGCUUCAUGGGCCUGGGCCAGGCUGCCUGGAAGGAGGCGAGAAUGUUCUUGCAGAACUUGCUGUCUGCCAGCCAAGCCAGACUGAGAGAUGACACGGAGCUUCGGCAACGUGCAUUCACCUCUCAGGCCUCUGCCACGAUGCACCUUCCAGCUACCAUAGGAGACUACACGGACUUCUAUUCCUCCCGGCAGCAUGCCACCAAUGUUGGCAUCAUGUUCAGGGGCAAGGAGAAUGCACUGAUGCCCAAUUGGCUCCACUUACCUGUGGGCUACCAUGGCCGGGCUUCCUCCAUUGUGGUGUCUGGCACCCCAAUCCGAAGACCUAUGGGGCAGAUGAGACCUGAUAACUCAAAGCCUCCUGUGUAUGGAGCCUGCAAACUGCUGGACAUGGAACUGGAAAUGGCUUUCUUUGUAGGCCCUGGGAACAGAUUUGGAGAGCCAAUCCCCAUUUCCAAAGCCCAUGAACACAUUUUUGGGAUGGUCCUCAUGAACGACUGGAGUGCACGAGACAUCCAGCAGUGGGAGUAUGUCCCCCUUGGGCCAUUCCUGGGAAAGAGCUUUGGAACCACCAUCUCCCCAUGGGUGGUGCCCAUGGAUGCUCUCAUGCCGUUUGUGGUGCCCAACCCAGAGCAGGACCCUAAGCCUUUGCCGUAUCUCUGUCACAACCAGCCCUACACAUUCGAUAUCAACCUGUCUGUUGCCCUGAAAGGAGAAGGAAUGAGCCAGGCAGCUACCAUCUGCAAGUCCAACUUUAAGGUGAGCUCGGAGGCCAUCAGACUGCUUUGUGGACGGGCAAGAGGGGGCAGACAGCAAGAACAGGAGAAUAGCAUCCAUUUGAGGCACAUGUACUGGACCAUUCUGCAGCAGCUCACACACCACUCUGUCAAUGGCUGCAACCUGAGGCCUGGGGACCUCUUGGCUUCUGGAACCAUCAGUGGAUCGGAUCCUGGAAGCUUUGGCUCCAUGCUGGAACUGUCCUGGAGGGGAACAAAGGCCAUCGAGCUGGGGCAGGGGCAAACCAGGACCUUCUUACUGGAUGGAGAUGAAGUCAUCAUAACAGGUUACUGCCAGGGGGAUGGCUACCAUAUUGGUUUUGGCCAAUGUGCUGGGAAAGUACUGCCAGCCCUCUCGCCAGCCUGAGACUCCAGAAACCGUGGACCAGAGCCUCGCCUGCUGGUGACCAUGCUGCAUCUGCCCCUCAUUCAUGAGUGAAUAAAGCCACCGUACUCGUGGGGAAUGCAGCAGAUUCCCCCAGUCUUUGAUUCUG